Doryrhamphus excisus (bluestripe pipefish) is the source of this 3154-nucleotide messenger RNA. RefSeq lists its product as uncharacterized. Lineage: Eukaryota; Metazoa; Chordata; Actinopteri; Syngnathiformes; Syngnathidae. The record is from RefSeq and is a predicted model, not a curated record.
ACACCCCUAUAGUCACCUUUUUUACACGACCAUUACCCAAGAUAGAAGACAUAACAGGAAAUUAUAAAUAUAAGUCAUAGAAAACCUGUUUACAACCGUCUAAAUAUACUUUUUUAACAUGAUUAGAGUCCUCUACACAUAAAAUAACAUCCCUAUAGUCACCUUUACACUCCCAUUACCGGAGUACCCGGAGAAAACCCACGCAUGCACGGGGAGAACAUGCAAACUCCGCACAGAGACGCCCGAGGGUGGAAUCGAACUCGGGUCUCCAAGCUGUGUGGCCUGCACAUCCAACAAUAUAAGUAUGUAACACAAAACAAAUGUGACUUUAGUGCCAUAACAUGAAGACUUAAUUCUUGUCAAUGGUGGUUGAUUAGUAUGGCGCUUUUUCCACCGAGCAUCACCAGCAUCAGGAGCACCAUGGGGGUCACUAACUAUCCUCCCCAGGGAUACUUCCACAUGAUCAUGUGAGGACAAAGGAUCCAAGGACCUGGAUCAAGGACCACGAAACCAGCUGAUCUGUAACAUAACGUGUUCCACAACCUAACUGACCAAGCAUGUUUGUUUCUCCCAACAUUCCAACGUACUUUAUUUUCACACAUCCUAUAGCCGUCCUUACUUUACGGAAUCAAAACAUGGGAAAAACGGGAAGCACAUUCAAGAGGAGAAAGAAAGCACAUGAGAAACACACAAUGCCUGGGAUGGGGUGGGGGCGCAAGUCUGAAUGUUAAGACUGCGAAAGGAAGGGAGUAGCUGCUAGAUAAAUAUCACUUAAUGGCUGGUAAUGACGCUUAAUGACAGACGACUCCUUCCUUGUGGACGCGAGGAAAGACAGGAACAAACAAAAAAACAAGACCGUGGAAAGCCAGGAGCGAGGCCGCCAUCUUGGGAGGCCUCCUGCCUGUGAUAAGGUGACUGCUUUUAGGAUGCCCGCGCUCAUUUCUGCAGCUGUUGCCCAAAGAGGAGAACCGCAGUCACUUUUGGAACAAACAGGACGGUUUUAACUCUGCUUUGAAGGAGGAAGAAAGAAGAAUUAAAAACCAGCGACAUGCAAACUCUCCAUCCCUCCACUUUACCAACAGACAAUACAGCUGUGACCUACGACCCCAAAUCGGAAUCUGUCAGGCUACCUGGAGGCGUGGUCUCAGUGGCGGGGAUCACCGUGGUAACGGGCGGCGUUGAGCUGUCCUGCAGCUCGUGCAUGCUGGCUUUCGGCUUUUGGGGGACUCUCAUCGGCUUCAGCUGCGUGGGCGUGGGCGUGUGGGACCAAUUGAACCACUCCGGCGGGGGGACCUCUCACUUGCUGGCGCUGGGUUUGGUUAUCCUGGCGCUGGGCUUUGCGGUUGUGGUCGGCGUGGCGGCGUUUCAUGUCUUGACCAAGAGGAGGAGGGCCAUGACGCGGAACGAGAGGCGGGACGGGAAAGAAGUUCUGGUGGAAGAGAACGUGGUGAAAAAAGUGACGGUAUAAUGAACAUAAGAUGAUGAGAAUACAUUUGUCAUGCAAACCCCUCUAUGUUUACACAUCUUCCAAAAAAGUCGUAUAUUUUAAUUUCCUGGUCGACAUGAAAUAAAACUCCUAUUGUCACAUUUACACUCUUAUUAUCCAUUGUUUACAUCACAUUAGCAAACCUGAAGCUAAGCCGGAAGGACUCCACGCUAGCUAGCUAACCAAUUAGCCUCAAAUUUAUUUCUUCUCAGCUCUGUUCUGUCUGGUAAUACAUGGAAUGUUUUGAAGCUAGAACAUAGAAAACGUGUUUGUUACUUUCUGAAUACAUUUUUAAACAUUAUCAGAACCUCGUAGACAUGAAAUAACACCCUUAUGGUCACAUUUACACUCUUGUUAUUCAUUGUUUACGUCACAUUAGCAAACCUGAAGCUAAGCCGGAAGGACUCGAGGCUAGCUAGCUAGCUAGCUAACUAAUUAGCCCGCGAAUUUAUUUCUUCUCAGCUCUGUUCUGUCUGGUAAUGUAUAGAAUAUUUUGAAGCUACAACAUAGAAAACCUGUUUGUGACUUUCUAAAUACAUUUUUUAAGCAUUAUUAGAAGCUCGUAGACAUGGAAUAACACACUGAUAGUCACAUUUACACUCUUGUUAUUCAUUGUUUACAUCACAUUACACAAACCUGAAGCUAAGCCGGAAGGACUCGACGCUAGCUAGCUAGCGAACUAAUUAGCCUCGAAUUUAUUUCUUCUCAGCUCUGUUCUGUCUAGUAAUACAUGGAAUAUAUUGAGGCUAGAACAUAGAAAACGUGUUUGUUACUUUCUAAAUACACUUUUAAACAUUAUUAGAACCUCGUAGACAUGAAAUAACACCCUUAUGGUCACCUUACCAUCCUAUUGGUUUACAACACACUCCUCGACUCUUAAACGGCAGGGACUCGAGUUAGCUAGCAAGCUAGUUAGCAAGCUAACUAGUUAACCUCAAAUGUAUUUCUUCAUUACCACUUCCACGUCAAAGGAAACUUUUUUCACCCUAUCGUUGUGGACAAACAGUACCAUGGCCGACUUCAUUAAAAGUAAUGUAAUGGUAGCUAAUGUCUCAUCAAUUGAAAUGUGCGAUUAUUGAACGAGUCGUUCUAAACUCCAGAGUGUUUCACAUGGGGGGAGGCAAUGGGGCGUGAUUCGCGCAUGGGUCUGCGCAUAUGCUGUGACAAGUGAAUCGAGUACCCGAUUCACAAAUUGAAACACAAUUUUGAGAACUCGAGUCAGUAAGAGUUUCGAAUCACUACUCAUCAAUGUCCUGUGUCGUUACUGCCGCCUAGUGACCGGAAUACUACAUAUCAUGUAUUUCAAUAUGUUUACACCGAUAAUAGACCACAGUCUAUUAUCAUUUAUGAAUUAAAAUAUACUAAAUACAAGUAUGGUCAUGAAGCAAUAUGUUCAUACUACUGAAGACGCGCAAUGCGGUUUUUUUUUCUUGAUAUCUAUCACUUCUGCUUUCCAAAAUAUCAAAGUGGCAAAGUUGCAUCUUUUCAUUUUCAUUGUACGGCUCUCACUGCGUGGAACAGUGAGUACAGCUCUGAUAUGAAGUACUAGUAUAUUAUACAAUACGAUAUACGAUAAAAAUAUAAUAUGCUUGCCUUUGAAGUGUUGUGGUGUUUUUGGCUACAAAUGUCCUCCAUUCAUUAUUUCUCUCAUCUUUUUGUCACCGACCU